AUGGCGGCGGCCGGGCGGGCAGGGCUGGCGGGGCUGUUCGCCGUGUACAAGCCGGCGGGGGUGGCGUGGGGCCGCGUCCGUGACGCGGUGGAGACACGGCUGCUGCGCGAGCUGAACGCGGCUCCGGGACGCGCCCCGCGGCAGCGAGUCCGCUUCCUACCGGCCCCAGCCCCGGGCGGCGGCGGGGCCGUGGAGCUGGUGGCUGCCAGGGUGCCGGUGCUGGCCGACCACCCCCUGGUCCGAGGCCCGCGGUUCAGGAAGCUGAAGAUCGGAGCAGGUCACCGGCUGGAUGUGAAGGCCUCGGGGGUGUUCGUGCUUGGCAUUGGCCAUGGGAACAAGCUGCUCACUGACCUGUAUAACUGCCACCUGACCAAGGUUUAUAUUGUUGGCGGGCUUUUUGGUAAAGCCACUGAUGACUUCUCAGACACAGGGAAUUUAGUAGAAAAGACAACAUUUGAUCAUAUCACAAGGGAGAAGCUGGAGCGGAUUCUCGCUGUCAUUCAAGGGACAAAUCAAAAGGCCCUGCUGAUGUAUUCUAAUAUUGAUAUGAAAACACAAGAGGCAUAUGAGCUGGCUGUCAAAGGGUUGAUUCGCCCCAUGGCAAAAAGCCCCCCAAUAAUCACAGCAGUCCGAUGCCUCCAGUUUGCACUUCCAGAAUUCCAGCUAGAAAUCCAUUGCUUGCAUGAGACUCAGCAGUACCUCCGGAAGAUGGUUCAUGAGAUUGGUCUGGAGCUGAAAUCAUCUGCUGUGUGCACACAAGUGCGGAGAAUACGUGACGGGGUUUUCACAGUGGACGACGCUCUCCCGAGAACUCAGUGGGACCUGCAGAGCAUCCAGGAGGCAAUUCGGAACUGUCAGCUCAAAGUGGAAACGGAGCUGGAGGAAACACUGGGACAUGGGGAGAACAGUCCUCUUCAUCAGCUGGAUGGGGACACAGCUGAGCGUGCUCUGCAGGAGCAUCCGUGAGCAAUCCCUGCAGCACAGCACGGCAGGGAUGUGCCAGCAGUGUGAUGGGCAGCGGAAGGAAAGAGGUUAAUUGCAGUUCACUUCCACCCUUUCCUUGAGAUGACUUUU
Messenger RNA from Cinclus cinclus, 1074 nucleotides. It is a transcript of the gene TRUB2, whose product is annotated as TruB pseudouridine synthase family member 2. The record is from RefSeq and is a predicted model, not a curated record. Gene Ontology annotation, molecular function: RNA binding; pseudouridine synthase activity. Gene Ontology annotation, biological process: pseudouridine synthesis; RNA processing. The transcript is spliced from 8 exons. NCBI's taxonomy places the organism in Eukaryota, Metazoa, Chordata, Aves, Passeriformes, Cinclidae. Bases 1 to 966 code for a protein of 321 amino acids.